Pseudovirgaria hyperparasitica is the source of this 1194-nucleotide messenger RNA. RefSeq lists its product as uncharacterized. NCBI's taxonomy places the organism in Eukaryota, Fungi, Ascomycota, Dothideomycetes, Acrospermales, Acrospermaceae. The record is from RefSeq and is a predicted model, not a curated record. The transcript has a single exon. Bases 495 to 998 code for a protein of 167 amino acids.
CAACCUUCGACACGAGUUCCCUCACCCCUAUCGAUGUCCUUGAUUGUGGAUAUGGCCAUUGACAUUGCACGUCCAGUGGCAAGCCCAUUCCCGACGACUACUGCGGAGCCUACUGAGCGAUGUUCAUCGCAGAGCCUGGAGGUUUUUACACGCCUAAUGCUGUAAAACGCGUUACAAAGAGAUUUUGGCCCGUGAUCCGUCCAAGUUUGCUCAAAGACGCGCCUUAGGGACGAGGCUGCCUAGAAACAUACAACACACCCAGUCCAGCUGAACCAUUUGAUUGGAAAAUGCCAGUGAUGAUGCAUCCCGCUACGCGGGCCAAGCAGGCAGACAGCGCUUAUUAGGGCGUAGCAAGACUUGCCUCGAAGGUAUAAGAAGGCUCACCUUAACCAUUCUCGAACUCGUAUCUCAUCUCCUUCCAACCUGAAAAUCUCCAAUCAUCUAUUCCUCGCGGAAAAUGUUCUCCUCAGCUCAUCUGAUCUAUUCAUCAUAACAUGUCGACCGUCAUUGCAGAACUGGAGAACUACUCCAUCUAUAUUAUACUCAGCCUUCGAGGCGCAGAGCAUGGUUUCCAUUGGGGCAUCUUCGUACCCACGGAGAAACCUGCGGGCGAAGUAUGGCACGCCGUUAAUAGAAGCGGCGGAUGGAGUUUGGAGCAGAAGACUACGACAGGUGUUCCGUAUUCGCAGAGUCUUUGCCUUGUAUUCAAGGUUGGAGUUGUGAGCAGCCAGACGUGGACAACGCUUCGUACGACUUUAGGAAACGUCCCGAGUGUCGGACAGCCAUCACGCAAUACAGGAGAGGCGUUCACGUGCAGAGUCUGGGUCAAGGAUGCGUUACUGGCGCUCCACAACGCAAACGUCAUCCAACUGGUCCAGGCUAUCGCUACUAUAGAAUCUAAUGCAAUUCGAGAGGCUGAAGGGCGUCGGAGUGAUAUUGAACACGGUACUAAGAAAGCAUUAAUAAAGAAUCGAUCAGGGGCUUCGACCAUGUCAUGAGAUACCACCUAGCAGGGUAAAGCAAGAGACACUAGGUCAGACUUUCUGCUGGUACCACGAGAGAUGGAGAAUGGAUGUUAGUGUGUUUGAACGGGGAGACAAGCCUUAAAUGAAGUUGAACGUAUCAAUUGACUAGUCCCAAAGCACACUUAGAAUUAUGACGUUUCAUCCAUCACGAAGUCAGUCUGUCUCUCAC